This is a messenger RNA of Parus major (Great Tit), 3407 nucleotides long. RefSeq names its product aarF domain containing kinase 1 (gene ADCK1). The transcript has 10 exons. Bases 119 to 1381 code for a protein of 420 amino acids. Gene Ontology annotation, molecular function: protein kinase activity; ATP binding. Gene Ontology annotation, cellular component: mitochondrial inner membrane. Gene Ontology annotation, biological process: protein phosphorylation; mitochondrion organization; lipid homeostasis. NCBI's taxonomy places the organism in Eukaryota, Metazoa, Chordata, Aves, Passeriformes, Paridae. The record is from RefSeq and is a predicted model, not a curated record.
ACUACACUUCCCGGCGUGCCGUGCGAGCCAGGGCCGUACCGUGUGCGAGGUGGAGGGGGGGAGCGGCGAGGGGCGCGCGUGAGUUGAAGUGCCGGCGAGGCGGUCGGGUUCAUCAGUCAUGGCACUAAGGGCCUUGAAAUUUGCCUCAUUGACAGCAGCUGCUUCUGGCAUCUAUCUGUAUGGAAACAAGUUCCUGGAUCCUAAUGACUUUGGAGUUGUUCGUGUGGGCCGAGCCAUUGCCACAACGGCAGUUAUCACCUAUGACUACCUGACCUCUCUUCGGAGUGUCCCAUAUGGAUCAGAGGAGUAUGAGUUCCUCAAGUCACAGGUGCACCUGCGCUCUGCUGAGCGCCUCCGGGAGUUGUGCUGCUCCAACAGAGGCACCUUCAUCAAGGUGGGGCAGCACCUGGGAGCGCUGGACUACCUCCUGCCUGAGGAGUACACCCGCACCCUCAAGGUGCUGCAUAGCCAGGCCCCGCAGAGCACCAGGCAGGAGAUUGAGCAAGUUAUCCGUGAGGAUCUGGGAAAAGAGAUAAAAGAGCUCUUUAUGAGUUUUGAGGACACUCCCCUGGGAGCAGCAUCACUAGCCCAGGUACACAAAGCAGUGCUGCAGGAUGGGAGAACGGUGGCAGUGAAAAUCCAGCACCCCAAGGUCCAAGCUCAGAGCUCCAAGGAUAUUUUGCUCAUGGAGGUUCUCCUCUUGGUUGUGAAGCAGAUUUUUCCAGAUUUUGAGUUCAUGUGGCUGGUGGAAGAAGCUAAGAAGAAUCUGCCCUUAGAGCUGGAUUUCCUCAAUGAAGGCAGAAAUGCUGAGAAGGUUGCUCAUAUGCUCAAAAACUUUGACUUCCUGAAGGUCCCCAGGAUCUACUGGGAUCUUUCAACAAGGCGUGUCCUUCUCAUGGAGUUUAUGGAAGGGGGACAAGUGAAUGACAGGGCCUAUAUGGAGAGGAAUGGCAUCAAUGUCAAUGAGAUCUCUCGCAACCUGGGAAAGCUCUACAGUGAAAUGAUUUUUGUGAAUGGCUUUGUGCAUUGUGACCCACACCCAGGCAAUGUGCUGGUGAAGAAGUGCCCAGCCUCUGGCAAGGCCCACAUUAUCCUCCUGGAUCACGGGCUCUACCAGGUGCUGAGUGAGUCAUUCCGCAUGGACUACUGCCGGCUUUGGCAGGCCCUCAUCAAGGCUGAUAUGAAGAGGGUGCAGAAGUACAGCCGGCGACUUGGGGCAGGGGAUUUGUAUCCUCUCUUUGCCUGCAUGCUGACUGCCAGGUCUUGGGAAUCUGUCAACAGGGGCAUUGACCAGUCACCAGUCUCUGCCAGUGAGUGCUGUACUCAGUCUGGGAUACUGCAUCUUGAGAAAGGUUUGAUGAAACUGGAGCAAGUCCAAUAGGAAUCUGCAAGGACUAGUGGCCAAACAGAUGUAGCCCAUGAGGUAAGUCUGAGCAAGUUAGGUCAGAAAAAAUUCUAGAAAAGGCAGGUCAGAAAGGGUUGUAGAAGUGAUUUUUGAGUUUUUUGAAGAGUGCUGCAAGCAGGACAAAUGCAAUGAAUUUAAACAUGGGUUUAAAUUCAGCUAAACAUGAGAAAAGCCAGAUCUAGUGGCAAAGCAGUGAAAUGCCACUGCAGAUGGUCUGGGGAGGUUUUGGUUCGUGUUACUGGAGAGUUUUAGGUGCAGGCUGGGAAAAUGUAGGAGGAUUGCCAUAGGUAUAGUUGUUCCUGCCUUAAGCCAUCCAUGGCCAGGCAGCUGAUUGCUCAGGGUGGCUGCUAGCCUCAUCUCAUCUGAUUUUAUGAUGGCUUUUGCUGCAUCCUGCAGCAGUCUCAGCAGCUGCAGCCAAGGGGCUUUUCUCAGGUCCUGUGGCAUAGCUUAUUUCUUCCUCUGCACACUUGACAGAAAAUGACAGUUCUGAUGACAGAUCAUGUGGUUGUUUUGUGAUGUGGACAAGCAGCUGGAGCUAAAAAUAAAAAGAAAAGAAAUAGAAAAGAAAACCUAUGUCUGGAAAAUAAUGUAGGCAAUGAUGCUGGCUGGGAAAAGGAAUAAGAGAUAAUCAGGCAGCAAUUUUCUGCCAACAAACAAUUUAAGAAAACAACAUUUAGGAGUGCUAGGCAUCUUCUUGCUGAAGCCUUGUGUAUCUGGUCAGUGAUGGAGGCAGAAGGACACAAGGAUUUGUUUGUCAGCAGCAAAGCAAUAUGGUUUUGUGUGAGCUGUGUACAUCUCUGACCAUCAUGACCUGCACACCGGUUUGUGCAGGUCUGUUCCUUUAUAAUAAGUUUGAAGUUCAUAAAAAGUGAGUGUGAGAUCUCAUGUCACGAAAUAUAGGCCAUCCUUCAUUCCAGAAGAGACAAGGCUUAAGAGCUGUCAUUUCCCACAAAGAAGCCUCCAUACUGUAAGAAGUUAUUUACUGCCCCCUUGCAUGCGUUCUCCUGGAUUUUGUAGAUUGCAGAUAUUGCAGGGACUUGUCUUUGGAUUUCAUGUCAUGGUUCAUGUCAUGGCCUCUGUAGGAGGGGGUAGGGGCAGGGUAUGCUUAUAGGAUCAGCUCCCAGCUACACUGUGCUACAUUUACUGGGAUGGCAAGGGAACUCUCAGAUCUAAAAACAGGAAUAAGAAGCAAGGCUGACUGUCUUGCAUGCUCUGGUGACUUGUAUUUGGAGAGGAGCUCAGUUAAGUGGCUCAGACUGUAGCCCCUAAGUUUUCACUAGGUUCUUACAGUAAGCAAUGUGUUUGUUGGAAUCUGGAGAACUAGAGAUAAUGAAGGAUUGCCUUGGACUUACACUCGUUCCUUAAGUAUCUGCUAUGAGCUGCUGUCAUAUAGGAUAUAGAUCUAGAUCUGACAGAUGACAAUUUGAGGAUUUUUGAUCUUUUGGGUUAUCAUGAUGCUUAACUGUGUAAUUCUUUCUCACCUCUGCUGAAUUGUGUUGAGGACAGAGGACUAGCAUUGGAAACGGCUUCACCAGUAUAGCAUAGAGCUGUCAGCUGCAUGGGGAAGCAAAGAUCAAGCAGCCUGGUUGUCUUUGCAGCCUCCACCUUCCUCAGAAAUUCUACUACCUGCACCUCUGCCGGUUUUGGGGCUGGUGAGGUGAGAAGUCUCCAACGGCAGUAAUGAGAUCUGGUUGCUGCAGGCUGCCUAGGACCAAGAACCAAGGUAGCAGUGUCUGUUCUCCUGAGAGGCUAUUAAUCCUGCCAGUGAGGGGAUAGGUCCUUAUCUCACCGAGGGGAAAAUGGGAUCUGGCAAGAGUGAUCUGUGCAGUGAGUGCUGUGCCCAGUGUCUGCAGGAAAGAAGGACGGAGCUCUUUAGCUUCUGUCCUAGUGUCAUGGUCGGUUAAAACACUGUCUCUUCCUGGCAAAUCUCAGCUGCAUCUGGACCCAGAUUUCCCAUGUACUCUCACCUUCUCUCUCCUUUCUCCCUGACAUGACCUGACUG